AAGUGAUGAAAGCAUUGAUAUGUUGACCAAUCAAUACAUUGUCUGUUAUUUUUUACAUCAAUUGCUGUAAACAUUAUUUAAUUAUUAUUUGAAUGGCGUUAUUUACGGUUCAAUUGGUCUUUACAUUAAUUUUCUUAAGUGUCUUAAAUCGUCUGUCAGUUCACUAUUCAAUUGGUCGAUGGCUUCUCUCUAAAGGUUUGAUCCGAUACUUACCCCCAACUGACGAUCAAUUGAGACAAUUAUUAGGUUUAUCUAAAAGUUCGGUCAAAACAAAGAACCGAAAGGAUAAUAAAGAACAGCAGAAAUCUAAUACAUUUACAGUACCACGAGAUAUAUCACUUGAAUUGGUGUCAAAACCUGUGGAUCUGUUGGAUGUGAUUCAAUUGCCAUAUUAUGCUGAAGUCCAAUGGCUUUUUGACUUCAGUGCCUAUGCAGUAGUUGUCUAUAUAUUGACUGAGUUUUACUAUUUUUUAGUCCCAAAUAGUAAUGAAUAUAAUUUAAGUCUCAUUUGGUGUUCAUUUGUUGUGGCAUUCAGUUUAAAAGUUUUGCUGUCAAUCACUGGUCUUUACUUCCGAGGCGGUGAUGAAGCCAUUGGCGAGCGUUCGGUGACAAUAGUGUCGGCCUCAUUGUUCUUCUUGAGCGCAAUGAUUGUCUUAAUAGCUGACGAAAACUUUUUAGAGUUUGGUUUAGUUCCGGCAUACAAGAGCUUCAACGAGAGUGCCUUCAAGUUGUUAGAGACGCAUAACAUUAGCGAUAGCACCGGUAGUGGUGGUGGUGCCGGUCCGACAUCUUUUCUAAUAAUAAAGUUUUGUUUAGCCAUUUGGUGCGCUUUUGUCGGCGCCUUCUUUACAUUUCCCGGCUUUCGUUUGGCACGAAUGCAUUUCGAUGCCAUAAAAUAUGCUCAAAACGAUCACUUUUCACUGCUUUUAUUAAAUGUGAGUUUUAUAUCUCCGCUUUUCAUUAUCUUAUUGUGGAUUAAACCAAUAGCCAGAGAUUAUUUGACAAUCAGAAGUUGGUCCAGAGGCACAAUAAUGAGUGCCGACAGCUUUGAGACGACAAGAAUUCUUAUAAUAGUCGUUGUAAUUGCUCUCAGACUUUGUCUUAUCAAACGAUAUCUACAGUCAUAUCUCAAUAUUGCACCACAAAAGUUGACAAUUAUGAAGAAAGAGAGGGGACGUAUCACUAAUGUUGAUCUUCAGAGAAUGAUCGCUCGUGUAUUUCACUAUUUGUGUGUCGUUACACUUCAAUAUAUUUCUCCGCUAUUUAUUUGUCUUUUUAUGGUACUAAUGAUGAAGACAUUAGGCAACUAUUCAUGGAGUAGUUAUUUAUUGCCAAUUAUACAAAUGGAUGAAAUACCAGUUAAUUUAGAUGAAACAACUGGUCCUCAAUUGACAUUAGCGUUAUUAAGGAAUGUUUUUAAUCCCAUUGUAUUGCGAGGACUCAUGGGUUUUAUGGUUUGGUGGCUGUGCUCCGUAUGGUUUGUCACCUCAUCUAUAGGUUUAUUAUACCACUCAUAUUUCUUGUGAUAUUUACAGUAAAAAUAGAUUUGUUAUAUUUAGAGAAAUCAGUAGUAAAAUUG
Oppia nitens is the source of this 1579-nucleotide messenger RNA. RefSeq names its product transmembrane protein 161B-like (gene emei). The record is from RefSeq and is a predicted model, not a curated record. The transcript is spliced from 7 exons. NCBI's taxonomy places the organism in Eukaryota, Metazoa, Arthropoda, Arachnida, Sarcoptiformes, Oppiidae. The coding region runs from base 93 to 1526 and encodes 477 amino acids.